Alosa sapidissima (American shad) is the source of this 4809-nucleotide messenger RNA. RefSeq names its product DDB1 and CUL4 associated factor 8 (gene dcaf8). Gene Ontology annotation, cellular component: cytoplasm; Cul4-RING E3 ubiquitin ligase complex. The transcript has 13 exons. The coding region runs from base 279 to 2132 and encodes 617 amino acids. NCBI's taxonomy places the organism in Eukaryota, Metazoa, Chordata, Actinopteri, Clupeiformes, Clupeidae. The record is from RefSeq and is a predicted model, not a curated record. Gene Ontology annotation, molecular function: protein binding.
CGGAAAGGGAAUAGAGAAGAGUGUGAGGUAGAUCAGUCAAAACAGAACAAGCACGGCUGCAAGCUCUAGCCGUCAUCUGCUGGUUUAUAUUUUCUUAAACUUGUCGAUGUACCGGUUCCACGAAUCGUGCAUUUUCAUAUUCAGGCUUUCCAUUCGAGGUACCUGAUUUGCAGAUUGAGGACUAAAAUCUGCGUAGAGGACUACAGUGCGGAGUCUUCGGGCCUACUACAAACAGAGCCUCUCGUCUUUUGGAGGAGAGACUUGGAAGGCUCGAGAGGAUGGCCGAUGCUGAGGGCAAAUCAAGUGUACCAAGUGGUGGUGCAGAAGACCAAGAUUCUGCCGAAGGCAGAGGGGGUGAGGGGGACUCGGCUGCAGAGGUCCAGGCAUACCCUGACACAGCAGACUCUAACCCUGCCACAGGUUCAGGAGAGGGGGGAGAGGACAGACCCAUGGCUGAGGCAGAGGGCAACAAGGAGGAUGAGGAAGAGGACACAGACAGCAUGGACGGCAGCGGCCUGUACUCUCUGACAGAGGAAGGGGAGCAGGGCAGCGAGGAGGGAGGCCGCAGAGAGAGGGUCAAGGAGGCGGGGAGCGGUGGCACCAAACGGACAGCCAGGAAGAGGAACCGUCCUGGUAGUGGCGGCGGGGGUGGCGGCAGUGGCACAGCCCGCCACUCCUCCAGCUCAGAAGAGGACGAGAACGACGAGGAGGAUGAGGAGCUGGAGGAGGACCAAGACGAGCAGGCUAUGGAGGAGUGGCUGGGCACAGAGGUGCACGAGAUGAGUGUGCCGGGGUGGUGCGCCGUGCCCUCGCUGCGGGCGCGGGAGAUCGGCUGGGGCGCCAGGCAGUUUGUGCGACGUGUCUGUGGCGCCCGCGGCCUGGUGCAGCGCCUGGAGCUGCAGGGCAGGUUGGAGAGGCACACGGGCUGCGUCAACACGCUGCACUUCAACCCAUCGGGCACGCGCCUCGCUUCGGGAAGCGACGACCUGCGCGUGGUCAUCUGGGACUGGGCACAGCUCCGUGCCGAGUUGGAGUUUGACAGUGGCCACAAGAGCAACGUGUUUCAGGCUAAGUUUCUGCCACACAGUGGAGACUCCACUUUGGCGAUGUGUGCUCGCGAUGGCCAGAUCCGUGUGGCAGAGCUUUCUGCCACCCAGCGCUGCAAGAACACCAAGAGAGUGGCACAGCACAAGGGGGCAGCACACAAGUUGGCGUUAGACCCCGACUCUCGCUGUUCCUUCCUCUCUGCUGGAGAGGACGCAGUCGUGUUUGGUAUUGACCUCUGUCUUGACCGGCCCGCAAAUAAACUAGUGGUGGUCAAAGAGGGCGAUAAGAAAGUGGGCUUGUACACCAUCUUUGUGAAUCCUGCCAACACACACCAAUUUGCUGUUGGAGGAAGAGAUCAGUAUGUCAGGAUUUAUGACCGAAGAAAGAUUAAUGAAAACAACAACAAUGGUGUUCUGAAGAAGUUCUGCCCAUCCCACUUGGUGAACAGCGAGUCCAAAACAAACAUCACUUGCCUGGUUUACAGUCACGAUGGCACAGAACUUCUAGCUAGCUACAAUGACGAAGACAUUUACCUGUUUGACUCAAACCACAGUGACGGUGCUGAUUACCAUAGGAGAUACAAAGGCCACCGCAAUAAUGCCACAGUGAAAGGAGUGAACUUCUACGGCCCCAGAAGUGAGUUUGUGGUCAGUGGCAGUGACUGUGGACACAUCUACCUGUGGGACAAGAACUCCGCUCGCAUCGUGCAAUUCAUGGAGGGUGACAGAGGCGGUGUGGUGAACUGUCUCGAGCCCCACCCCCACCUCCCUGGUCUGGCCACCAGUGGCUUGGACCACGAUGUGAAGCUGUGGGCUCCCACUGCAGAGACACCCACUUCACUGAAGGGCCUCAAAGAGGUGAUGAAGAAGAACAAACGUGAGCGUGAUGAGGACAGCGUGCGCCAUGGAGACCAGUAUGACACACAGCUGCUGUGGUUCCUGAUGAGGCACAUGAGAAACCGUAGGCCUCAGAGGGCCCGGCGUGGAGAAGGAGGGGAGGGGGACACGGAUGAAUCCUGGAGCUCACCAGACUCCUCUGAUGAAGAGGACGGCGGUCCUGACCACGUCCAGUGCAUGUCCUCCUGAGCCACACGUGCGCCCACACACACUUACACACAUAUGCACCUUUUAUAAACAUUUUUGUUUUGUUUAAUGUUUGUUUUUGUUUUUCACUAAUCACUCAGAUGUUAAUUUCAUCCAUACAUCCACACACAUAUACACCUCAGAGCCCCAUAUUGAAGCACAUAGACACUGGAAACCCACUGGUACACACAAGAGACACUGAGAAGCCAGCAACGAUAGAACAAACACAUGUGCGUGCACACACACACACACACACACACACACACACACAGUGGGACAUCACCGGACACGCACACACAAUGGGACAUCACACAUACACUUAGUAAGUGUCAUGGAGGAGCACAUACUAAAGUCAGUGCUGACAAAAAAAAAAUCAUACCUGACUUAAUACACAAACGUGAAGCACAUUCACACAGAGAUACUGUGGAACAACAUACCUACACACCACACACAUAUAAAUCACACAAACACUCUCUCACUCAUCCACUGUUUCCUCGUUUGCACUCGACAUAAACACUUAUACAUACAACACGUCAUCAUCACGCUCAUAGACUUCCAAUUACACUCAGUCACUUGAGUCUACUCACAUGCUCUCACAGGAGCAAAUCUGCCCAAGAUUUAGCCUGAAUAUUUUCGAUGCCUUUUCAAAACAUCUUAGAAGAAGAUUUUCUCCAGUUCUGCAAGCACUCACAUCCUAGGAGUAGUCGCAGAAGUAUUUGUCAGAAUCUAGGAUUGAGUCUUGUUGGCUAUCGUAAAAAUCUGUUCCUGUUUGCUCUUUCCGUCAUAUAUACAUAUACACAUACACACACACACACACACACACACACACACACACACGCGCACUCACUCACUCACUCACUUUAUCACUCACUCACUGACGCAAUCAGUCAACUUUUUGGCCAGGUAGGUACUUGGCGUGACACACGUAAAGCGGUGGAACGCGAUCGCUCGUUGUGUGUGCAGUGUUUUCUUCCCAAACCAGCAUUUCUCGAGGCUCCUUCCUCUUCUUUACCUGUCUGGAGCGUCUGUGGAUGAGUGCCCGGAUGCUCCGUACGGAUUGUGAAUCUCGCCCUCUCCCUCCCUUAUUGUUUUGUUGAUCUGGCCACUAAUCAGGUGGACAUGGACAGGGAUGGCCAUGGGCAGGCUUGCCUGAGCUUCCCGCUCUUGAUGUCUCGUCGUAUUUUGGGUGCAUGUUUCCCCGGCUCUAGCCCACUUGCUAGUGGUGAUCUGAACCACACCUUCACCUGCUGUAGGGGCCAGCCACAGGUGCGUGCAGGGCAAGCCGGGAGACAGCAAACCCCCCCCCUCACCCUGUCCCAAUCUUGCUGUGCGCUCUCUCCAGGUCCUCUCCCCAUGCUACUGAGUGCACUUUAAUCAGGGAUCUGCUUAGUUUGAGUCUGUAAGACUAGCGUGUGCGCAGAGGGGGCAUGCAAUAUUUUAUGUAUUCAACUUACUGAAAGUAUGCUUUUUUUUUUGUUUUGUUUGUUUCAUUUUGUUUUGUCUCGAUCUCUAUUGCUUUCUCUUUAUUUCUGUUCAGAGAUAAAAAAAAAAAAAUAAGUCAAAAAAGUCAAAAACCUAGUUUAGACUGAAAUAAAGAUUUGGCACCAGCUCAGUAGUUUGGUAUUUGCACUUGCCAGGAGCCUGAAGAUGGGGACUUCCUUCUCUGCUCCUCCAACCCUUUUUUCUAAUAUGGGCAGCCACUUGGAUCUUUGUCUCCUGAAAUUUCAUUGUCUACACCCCUCUGAUCUUCACCUGAGACUGUAGACCAAGGCUAGGAGGUCUGGUCUCUCUCUCUCUCUCUCUCUCUCUCUCUCUCUCUCUCUCUCUCUCUCUCUCUCUCUCUCUCUCCCCCCCCCCCCCCCCCUCAAAGAGAAAGCGCCCCCCCUCUGUUACAGGAAAGCUCAUGAAACCCCUGGAAUACCAAGACUAUAUAAUGACUCCACCCAGUUUGGAAUGUCUCAAUUUUUUUUACAAUAUUUUUUCCCCAUAAGAUUGUAAAUUUGGAUGUGGAAUUGAGAAAAUAGUGAAAAUGGACUGUUCUGAACUGUUGGUGCUUUACAGGGAUGUUUGUUAAGGAUUGCAAAGGGAUGGUGAUUGGGGGUGGGGGGAAAGUCUGGGUGGAUGGGGUUAUUGGGAGCGCUGGAAGAAAAGGGUGGUUUAUGCCUGUUUUUGUUUUUCAUGUGAGAGGAAAAUUAGCUCCAGUUCUUCUCUUUUGUAUAAGUGAAAUAAGUUAAAUAAAUUUAUAUGUACAUAACUAUAUAUAAAUAUAUAUACUAAAAUGAACUGUAAAGAAAUCAUCUUUACCAAAUAAUCUUUUGAAAAGAUGUCAAAAUGUUCAAUUGGUAUUAAUGCAGAAGUUUAUAUUAUUAAAAAAAAGUACUUUUGAAAUGAAUUGAACACAACACAAUUCUAAUCGUUUCUGAUUCAUGAACCUGAAUUGUAUGUCAUCAACAUUCAAGUUUUAAUGUUGAUUUUGUUUUGGUUUCCUUUUCUGUCAUUUUACUGCCUCUCUGUUUCCAAAGACAGUCCCGUGAAAACCCUCCUGAUGGCAAUGUUAUUUCUGGUAUAGGCUCAAUGUUUAGGUCUAUGGUCAAUGAUUAUUUUUCCCACUGCUGCCUACUGUGUUCUACCAGUUCAGUUACAAACAUGUAUGAUUUGUGCAGUAAACAAGAUGAAAGAC